Molecule: messenger RNA, 8823 nt
Organism: Porites evermanni
Lineage: Eukaryota; Metazoa; Cnidaria; Anthozoa; Scleractinia; Poritidae
Source: the annotation of a GenBank genome assembly
AUGAGUGACGCCACGAUAGAGAGUCCAAGUCGCGAAAAUGACCGGCGAAUGCUGAUCAUGUUAACUGUCUUCAUCUGCCUUGUUGCCGUUGUCAUUUUGGUCAUUGCUGCUAUAAUGUUAUCAGUGAUAAUAUCUCGAAAUGAUGAUGUUGAUGAUGAUGCUAAAGGAUCAAAACUUGACGCCGCGGUGCAGGGUAAGCAAACGUUACAACUUUUUAAAAGUCCGGCUGUCUACUCGUAAAACCCUCAACUAGCGAUUAAAGGCUUCUAAACUUGCCCUGUCAUAUCUCGGUGUAGUCCGCUCUUAGAACUUUUUCAAGAGCCCGUGCACUUGUUUUGCAGUAGGUGUCUCAGCUAGGGUAAGUAUAAAAGACAAAUUUGUUUCCCGGGGAAUUUUAAGUUUUGUUUUUAUUUUUGCAUUCCUGAUUCGGCAUAGGCAUGGUACCCAACGACUGUUUUCUGUAAAAUAUCUAUUCGGUGAGGCAAAUAUUACCUAGAACAUUCUAUUGCUUAAACACGGCUAAAAAUUUCUAGAAGAGCGUUCCAUUCAGGUACAAUUUUCGAAGCUUAUCUAAAAAAUUCCCUACUAUUUUCUGAAGUGUAAUUUUUCAUCUUUUACUCCUUAUGUUAGGCUAAUUUUCGUAGAAAAAGAAAAACCGAAAAUUUUCGGAUUCAAAAAUGAGAUGGAAAGAAGAACAAGAAAAAUUCUCACUGAGUUCGUAAAACGUUCAACUGCAUCUAAAAUUUUUGGAAAAAUAAUCGUGAAGCCCUUGUAAUUUCGAAAAGCCCCCUCAGUUCCACUAGGAUGACCGAACAGAUGCAAAUUUUAUAGCGCUCCUUGGAAUACAUUUCUAGAGAUCUAAAAGUACUCUGGAUAGCAUGCAAAGACUUUUCAAUACGUUUAGGAGGAAACCGUCGUUGGGUGCCCCUGAUUCGGGGGCACACAGUCAGCGGCUUUUUUUCUGUAAAAGAACUAUUCGAAGGGGCAACUAUUGGAGACAAAUAAACUAACUUCCGAGUUAGAUUUCGAGUUGGAUUUUCGAGACAGGAAUUUGAGUUGGAUUUUCGAGUUGGAUUUUCGAGUGAGGAUUUCGAGUUGGUUUUCGAGUAAGGAUGUAGAGUUGUUUUUUUUUUUUUUUUCGAGAUAGUUACUAGUAAUCCAGCUGCAAUGAAUCGGUUAGUUUGUCCGUAAACCGUCUCGUAGAUGUCCAGUGCAAUGCAGUCAACAAAAGAAUUCCUGUAGGGGUGGGGUUGGUAUUUUGCCUUUUUAUUCUGCGACAUCCCUAUAUAAAGUAUACAUGAAGGAAGAGGCAAGACAUUGAGUCAUACAUAACGUCAUUUCCCAAAAUACGAUAACCGGGCGUAAUCUAGAAUAUUAUGAUUUUUCUUGUCAUAUCUAUUCUGGUGGUACAAAUUUAGAAAUCGCGUUAAGAAUUAGACACAACAAAAGGCAAACAUAUAAAUCCUAUAGUUCCAUUAUAUUUUGAAUACCAACAAAUGGCUCCAAUGCUGCUUUACAGAGCUUUUCUAGCUUCUUCCCUUGGCGGACACGAAGCAUAUAUUCAUAGAAAUAUUUGUUUAUUUAUUUAUUUAUUUAUUUAUGGGGCAUCGAAUUUUGCAUUUGGCUAAGAGCACGGGUGGUUCACGUGAUGCCCGCGUGCUUCGUGCGCGACGAGAUUAUAAACUCGCUUCGCAAGAAUUAUCGUCCAUCUCCCUAAACAUCCAAGGAAGCUUUUCUUUUUUUUCUUCUUUUAUUUUUCUAUAUUUAUGUUUAAUUAUCAACUAUAUAAUGAUACUCUAAAACUUAAAAUCAGUUUUAAAUAUGAACAUAACUGCAUACGCUUCCAAUUAAACCACAACAUAUCAGGCAUGAUCUCUAGCGAUGCACGAUUCAAUUCAAAAACAUUUUUUCAAUCUUUUUCAGAUAAAGACGAGUGUGAAACCAGCAUCCAUUCAUGUGAUGUCAAUGCGUUUUGUAACAAUACCAUUGGAUCUUAUAUUUGCACUUGUAAUCCUGGGUACUUUGGAAAUGGAAAAUCGUGUCUUGGUAAAACCUUAAACUAAUCGUCGUGCAGAGUUCAUCACACUAUGCAGUGCCAGUCCCUUUUUCUUGUUGCCUUUAUUAGCUUUGAUUCUGAUAUCCAGCAAACCCCUUUAAUUCUCUGCUUGCAGCUAAAAUGUUUUUGCGUACCUCUGAUCCCGAGUUGUCGGCACCGCAGUUGAUUUCAGCAGGUGGUGGAUAUACCUUCUCUUUUUUCCACAAAGUAGUUUUGGGUUUUCGUAUCGGCGGACUCGUACUUAGUUGUCUUAGUUGCUUUCGAGGUUUGUGUUUCAUCAUACGGCGUUUUGUAAUUAGAAGCGGUCUUGUAAACUUACGGUAAUUUUGCAAUAAACUGGUUUUGAGGUCCUUGCUGACCCACAGGCCCACGCAUUUAUUCUUGGGUGGGUGUCUUUCUGGGUAGUGUAGGCAAAAUGCAAUAUUUGUUUGGAUUUGUUUUUGUUUUAUCUUCAUAAAUUCUCUACCUUCAGAUAUUAACGAGUGUACCACUAACGUCCAUAACUGUGAUGCCAAUGCUUUCUGUGAUAACACUGAUGGAUCUUACACCUGCGCAUGCAGCCCUGGAUAUACUGGAAAUGGAACAUCCUGCGCCGGUAAAUUAUCAACGCAUUUGCAUUUUUAAGCGACCAUAUAUUAUUGCUAUUAAAACUGGGGGGAAAGGGGUAGGAGAGGAGUGGGGGGCGGUGUAAAUUACGUCUCUGCUCCGUUAUAAGCAAUAUUUGUUUGGGUUUGUUUUGAUUUGUCUUAACAUUUAAGGUUGCUGAACACAAUUUCUCUAAAUCUGAUUUAUCCCUUUACUGUGUAUUUUAACAUCUUUAUCAUUAUAUAAAGAAAAAGAGGGAGGAAAGGCUGAUAAAAAGUUUAACAGAAAUUAAUGUUUUUGUCGCCUUUGACAUAUCACGUGACCUCAGCGCGGGCCUGUUGAACUAGAGCUGAACAUGCGUACGUGAGAGCCUUUGUUUUGUUGACUUUCAUAAGUAACGUAAAUGAACUACAAUAUCUUUAAAUCUACCCAUUAAAAUGUGACGAAAUUUGGCAGAAAUCCUGUUCAUGUCACGCUCAAGCCAAUGAAAGCGUCAAAAUAUCUUUUCGACAAAAGAGUUUUAUGACAAAAUCAAGAUUUCCAUAAAGACUAUUUUCUUGAAGAUUUUAAAAAACUGUUUGUUACAAUUUUGGUCAAGUGGUUUCUAAAAGAUGAGGGUUACUAAUCGAAAGCUGUGUUCAAUUUUCUAAGAAAAUCCAAUGACUGAAUUUUGCUUAAACCUAAUAAAUUGAAUUUUUUUGGCUUGUUGUCAAACUUCCAUGUUGCCAUGGCAACGAAGCAAGUCUCACUUUUAACCUAAUAAAUGUCAUGUCUGAUAAAUAUAGAUUGAUUGUGCUGAAUCAAAAUUUUAGCGUUAUACCCGCAAUGACCCCAAUAAUUGGUUAUCAUCCACAACCUAUAAAACUGUGUUCAGGCACCUUAAUAUUCUCCUUUCAGAUAUUAACGAGUGUACAGCCAACGUCCAUCACUGUGAUGACAAUGCUUUCUGCAAUAACACUCAGGGAUCUUAUAACUGCACAUGCAGCCCUGGAUACACUGGAAAUGGAACAUCAUGCAUCGGUAAAUCAUCCUGCCUAAUGCAUGUAAAAUUAUUUUAGCGAGGUCCAAGAAAGAAGCAGUACCCCAUAAAUGCAUUAAGUAAUUCUCCAAACGUAUCUCUCAGCGUACUUAUAGAAGCCGGUCUGAUAAAGUACGAGCUUUUUCUUGGAAAAGGCACCCUGUUGUUUGAUUCUCGCAUGUAAGCGGCCACCUCCCGUAUGAGACCACCAAUGCACUACGCAUUUUGUUUGGUCGCUUAGAAUACGAGAGGCUUGACUGUAUGUUGUGUUGUCCGAAAGAAAAGAACCUCAUACGUAGAAAGCUUCCCUAUCCAAGGCUUAUUAUUUUAUUCAUAGACGUCGUUCUGCUGAAAAUAAGGGCUUUUUACCUUCCUUUUAGAUAUAAAGAAUGCACGUCUAAGGUCCAUAACUGUGAUAAUGCCAAUGCGUUUUGUAUUACUUUCCUUUCAGAUAUCAAUGAGUGUACGACUAACGUCCAUAAAUGUGCCGCGAAUGCUUUCUGUAAUAACACUGAUGGAUCAUAUAACUGCACAUGCAGCCCUGGAUUCACUGGAAAUGGAACAGCUUGCACCGGUAUGUCAUUACGACCAAUAGUUGUAAAACUAUAUUAUGAGGUCUAAGAAAGAAGCAUCCCAUACAUAGAGUGCUUCUGUCCGUAUUACCUUAGGGUGGAUUUCCAAUGUCGCGUAAUUUUUACGCGCCGGUGCGUAAAAUUUACAUUCGCAAAUAAAAUAGAGGCAAUACAUAAAAGGUCGCACGCAAACGUAAAAGUUGAACUUCGCUCAACUUCAAGUUUAAGCUCGACACUUUGUACCUUGCCUCUAUUUUAUUUACUCGAGUAAACUGGGAUGCAGUAUUUGAAUUAUGUUUCGUCAAGAGCCAUUAUGGCUCUUGGUUUCGUUGAUCCGUUUUGCCCGCAUCAUCUUUAAUACUUUCUUAAUAAUUCUUUCCUUUCAGAUAUUAACGAGUGUACGACUAAAGUCCAUAACUGUGAUGCCAAUGCUUUCUGUAGUAACUCUGAGGGAUCUUAUAACUGCACAUGCAGCCCUGGAUACACUGGAAAUGGAACAUCAUGCACCGGUAUAUAUAUUGUUUGUUUAUUAUUAAAAACAAAGCUAACAAAACCCCUGAUGCCCGUUUGGAUAUUCAUGCUCGAGGUUUUUGGCAGAGACAGAGAUCUGCAUUCUUCGACGUUCGGGUGUGUCACCCUAAUGCAGACUCUAUGUAUGCGGAAAGAGUAAUGGAGAUCGAACAGGGAACGUUCACUCCCGUAGUUUUCACGACCACAGGUGGAAAGGCGGAUGAGUGUGUUAAGUACCACAGCAGACUUACGGAGCUGAUCGCAAAUAAGAAGGGAGAAAGUUACUCAAGCGCAAUUUCCUGGAUAAGAGCUAAAGUAUCUUUCGCCAUCGUACACUCUGCGAUACUAUGUUUGCGAGGCUCAAGAUCCAGAAGAAGACAGCUAGACUUUGUUGACUCAGACCUACAGAUUGAUAUUAUUAGAGCCUGCCCGCAUUAAUCUUUUUUGUUUUGUUUUGUUUUUUUAAGGAUCUUUUUCUAAAGAAUUAGGAAUUUUAGAAAUACGAGAUUUUAUUUUUUUUUAAUUGGUUUUCUUUUUAAUAUCACAGACGGAAAAUUCUCUUUUGUAAUGACUUAAUUUAAAAUUCUGGACUGCCUGCAAGAGUCAUUGACCGCAUCCGAGCCACAAGGAAUGUAUUUGCGAAAUCGUUAUUGACAAAGCGAUUGCUAUUCUUAUGAUUUAUAUAAUUCUUUACGUUAUAUAGUGCUUAAUUAUUACUUCAAUAUUUCUGUAAAUUAUGUGCAUAUUUUUGUUGUUAAAGUUCAAUAAAAUUAUCAUUAUUAUUAUUAUUAUUAUUAUUAUUAUUAUUAUUAUUAUUAUUAUUAUUAUUAUUAUAAUAAACGGAGUGACAAACGGAGACCCUUCCUAAUGAUCUGUGUCAGCUCGUUACUUUGACACCCGCUCAAGGAGGGCUAGGCGUACCCGACUUACGGUUUGAAGCUCCACAGCAGUUUGCUGAUUCUACGUCAAUAACAGCAUCGCACGUAGAUUCUUUUACCACACAGUGCAUGUUCAUGGUGGCAGGCGAGAAUUCCACGGCAGAGUUAAAAAGACAACAUCAAGCCUUGAAAACUGCGUCGGUGAAAUCCAGAAUGGAAAGUAUUGAUUCCACUCUACCCUCGGAUCUGCUGCGGUCAGUUAACCAAUCUAGAGACAAGGGUGCGAGCUCAUGGCUUGACGCAGUACCUCUUGUCGAUCAAGGUUUAGUGCUGAAUGAACAAGAAUUCAGAGACUCUCUGCGUUUAAGGUAUAAUAUGCCCCUGACCGACUUGUGGUGAGAAGUAUGCCAUCUGCCAUGCCCUGUCAUGCAAAAUUUUAUGUCAAAUUCUGCCACCCAUCUGUUUCUAGUAACGUAACAGUAGCCUUUUUUUCCCUCCUUUUAGAUAUUAACGAGUGUACGACUAACGCUCAUGACUGUGAUGCCAAUGCUGUCUGUAAUAACACUGAGGGCUCUUAUAACUGCACAUGCAGCCCUGGAUACACUGGAAAUGGAACAUCAUGCACCGGUAUAUAUAUUAUACUUACACUGAUAUGCUCCCGCUCGUGCAAAUGUUUACGUAAGAGAUUCGAGUGAAACAGUUAGUUUUGUUUUCCCGAGAGUCCUGAAGUUCCCAGAGACGAAGUCGAGGGAAACAUCAGGACUCAAGGGAAAACAAAACUAACUGGUUUCCCGAGGAACCUGACAUUAAGUGUUUGGUUAUAUUUCUGGACUUUCACUUCAACAGCAACAAAAGAAUAACCGGAGAGAACCAAAACAGUCGACUCGGCACUUAUAAGAACACAAAUUUAAUUCUCAAAACCACUGAAUGAAUGAUUUACAAAGUGCUUUCCUUAUAUUAUCUGCAUCUUUUUCCUGCACUAGCUACUGUUUCUCUUCUGGGAUAAUGCAUCAGUCAAUUCCACCUGCGCCCAGCCCUCCCCCCCCCCCCCCCCUCCCGGGCUGACCCCGGGGCAUUAGCAUUUUUUUUUGCCUUGGAUGGCAACUUCCCAGGGGUGGGGACUCUUGAGCUGUCGAAUCCCCCGGGGUGGGGACGAAAAAAGAGGGCAAAUGCCCCGUCCUCUGUCAACACUGCAACCUUUUUUCAUCGAUCGCACAGUCGAAUAGUGCUAUUUUAAGCAUUUUUAUGUGCGAUUUUUUGUUUCAAUAAACGUCUUCCUUUGUAAUAGCGCUAGGAUUUACGCCGCGACGACAUGCACCAGUUUAUGGUUUUAGUAUUGAUAUAAAAUUGUUGACAUUAAAAUAAAUAGAGCGCUGUAAAGUUAUAUGUUAUGAAUAGUUUUAUAGAUAUGAAAGGAUGGUCUUUAAAUAAUAUCAACAGAAAUUUGAUUCAAUAACCAAAAAACGUUAAUUCACAUCGAUAGCUCCAAUUUUCCAAUGAAGAAAUGCAUGCAUAAAAUCAAGAACAUGCCUUUGCAACCCUCUUCAAUUUAUUCCUGUCCUUGACAGAUGAGCUAACUGUUUUUUUUUUCCACUAAAACCUUUUGUGUAGUUAUAUUCUGAUAGGAAACCGCGUGCCUGUCAAAAGCUUGGGAAUUGCCCGGGGGUUGGCGAAUGCCCGGCCCCCGGGCAUUUCAAAAUUUGCAAAUGCCCCAUCCCCGGGACUGACAUGGCGGACAAAUGCCCUGCAGUGGCCCGGGGGGGAAGGGCUGGGCGCAGGUGGAAUUGACUGAUGCUUAACUUUGAAAAUCGUUUUUAGCUUGAGGCUUCCUGGUUGUGUUGUUGUGUUCAUCCACGAAAAAGAAAACUGGCAGUGUUUUUCCCGCCUUCUGUCACGCCACUUUCCACCAUGCCUUGAUCACGUGCUGUAAUGUAUCCCGAGCGGGCUACAUUUCUUAAUGUAUCGCGAUCGGGAUACAUUUGAUUUUAGUCAAGGCCACGUGACCAAGAAUCAACCAAUAGCAAGUCCCUGUUUAGUUGAGUGAAAGUCUAGAAAUAUAACAAUUAUUAUUAUUACUCAUUAAACAUAUUAUUUUUAAACAUAUUCCUCAUUAAACAUAUUCCUACUACUAAUUUCUCUCGGUGGCUUUACUCGACCAUAAAACAAGGAGGUUUUAUCUAAAGUAAAUGGAGGAAGAAUAAUGAGAGAGCCGUUGUUUUGGACGCGAACCUGACGACUUCCGUAUUUGAAGGAGCUUGGCAAUCUGGCUUGUUUUGACUUCGGGUUUGUUUUAAUUUUCUAGUGCCUUUUACCAGGAAUUUUACAACAAAUGGAACCACUGGGCGACAAGGGAUUAUUCAAACAUUCAUAGUUCCGCACACUGGUGUAUAUCUGGUAAAGGCCUGGGAUGCCCGAGGAGGAACACACUCGACAAACUACGGAUCUUUUCCUGGAACGUACUAUGGUGGUAGAGGGGCAAGGAUGCAAGGGACGUUUACCUUGAAUAAAGGAACUGUACUGAAUAUUGUGGUGGGAAAAAGAGGAGGAGAUUCAGUGCAGGUAAAAGGAGGACAGUCCACUAACUUGACAGCUGCUCAGUUGGGACUGUCUGUAGAGGACAAUGCUGGUACUGGGGGAGGCGGAGGGAGCUUUGUUUAUACAACAAGUAACGUGCUUUUUUUAGCUGCUGGAGGAGGAGGGGGUGCAUCUAGCGGGUAUAACGGGGUGGAUGGUCAGGCGGGUACUAACGGCACCAGUAGCGUUGGAAAAGAUUCAAGUGAUGUUCGUAGCGGAGGAUCUGGAGGGAAUCCUGGUCAGUGUAACAGAUUAGGCGGUGAUUGGCAUGGGGGAGUGGGUGCGGGAUGGUUAGGCCAAGGUUGUUCCAGGGUCGAGUCCGAGCAUGGUGAAAGAGGUGGAUCGCGUGCUCAGGGCUGGGUGGGUGGACGUGCUGGAAGAAGGAAUAGUGGCUACAACGGAGGGCCUCCCCCUGGGGCCGUCGAAGGGUUUGGCGGUGGCGGAGGGGGAGCCGAGGAUAAUGGUGCAUCAGGAGGAGGCGGGGGGUACUCUGGGGGAGGUAGCGGCACACGCCCAAACCAAGCAGGCGGGGGAGGGGGCUCUUACUGUAGUGGCUCGAAUUGUUCAGGGAUGAGUGGAGGUAACUCAAAUGACAGCGGACUUGUAAAAAUCGUGGAAUUGUCUGUCUAA